GUUUUUCAACUCAAAUAUCAAUUCCAAUGGCGACACAUACAAGUGUUUUAAGUUUUUUUUUCUUUGUUUUAUUAAUUGGAGUUAUAUAUUCGGAGGCUCGAGUUUCCAUCGGAGUCGAUGGUUAUGUAGGCGUUGGUGUUGGCGGCGGUGGAGGUGGCGGAGGUUCGGGUGGAGGAUCCGCCUCUGCAGCAGUAGGUGAACAUGGUUAUGCAAGUGGUGCUGGAAGCGGUGGAGGUAAUGGUGCUGGAUAUGGUGGUAGUGGAGAACAUGGUGUUGGAGGUGGCGGCGGUGGAGGUGGAAAUGGUGGCGGAGGAGGGUCUGUUGCUGCAGGAGGAGAUCGUGGGGCAGGUUAUGGUGCGGGAGGUGGUGAAGGAGGCGGUUCUGGGUAUGGCGCAGGAGGUGAAAAUGGAGCAGGUGGUGGUGGAGGAGGUGGCGGAGGAGGAGGUGGUGGUGGAGGUGGAGGUGCAGGUGGGGCACAUGGUGGUGGGUACGGUGGAGGUGAAGGAGCGGGUAGUGGAGGUGGCUAUGGUGCUGGCGGAGAGCACGGUGGGGGCGCUGGCGGAGGAGGAGGACAUGGAGCUGGUGGUGGAGGUGGUUCUGCUGGAGGAGCAACAGCUGGUGGAUAUGGUAGUGGAGGAGGUGCUGGCGGCGGAGCAGGAGGAGGUGCUCAUGGUGGAGGUUACGGGGGAGGUGAAGGUGGUGGCGCUGGAGGCGGAAGCGCUUCUGCUGGAGGUGAACAUGCCGGUGGAUACGGAGGAGGUGCAGGCGGUGGUGAAGGUGGCGGCCACGGUGGCUACGCCCCUUGAAAGUACAAUGUCAACGCCAUUAAUUGCAUUAUCCAAAAAGGAUAAAUCUUCUUAUUAAAAAUGUAUUGAGAAUAAUUUAACUAAUGAUGGUGUUAACCGUUAAGAAAUGUCUAAAUCGCACUUUAUAUAGUGCAUGGAUGUGUAUUCAGCUUACUCAAAUUAAGUAAAUUAUAAGCUGUAUUUUCAUGCGACUAUUAUAUUUUAUGUCAGAAGAAUUACGGUC
Olea europaea var. sylvestris is the source of this 1029-nucleotide messenger RNA. RefSeq names its product glycine-rich cell wall structural protein 1.8-like. The coding region runs from base 27 to 806 and encodes 259 amino acids. NCBI's taxonomy places the organism in Eukaryota, Viridiplantae, Streptophyta, Magnoliopsida, Lamiales, Oleaceae. The transcript has a single exon. The record is from RefSeq and is a predicted model, not a curated record.